This is a messenger RNA of Chinchilla lanigera (long-tailed chinchilla), 4434 nucleotides long. RefSeq names its product polypeptide N-acetylgalactosaminyltransferase 15 (gene Galnt15). The transcript has 10 exons. Gene Ontology annotation, cellular component: Golgi apparatus. The record is from RefSeq and is a predicted model, not a curated record. The coding region runs from base 724 to 2646 and encodes 640 amino acids. Lineage: Eukaryota; Metazoa; Chordata; Mammalia; Rodentia; Chinchillidae.
AGAAUUGUGCCUGUGAACAAGACCCAAAUCUGAACUCCUGGGAUGUUCCUGUUUUCAUCCAGUUCUAGCAGUGACGCUGUUGGGUUGUGCUAAGCUGGAACAGUGAGGGCAUUAGGACCAGGAGCGAGACGCACACUUGGCUCAGGGUUGUGUCUGGCAGAGGGCUCUCCGCUGAGCAGAGCGAUGUGUGAAAGGAAAUCAGGCACUGCCUGCCGCCUUUACAUCUGUUGAUCUGACCUAACUUGAAGCGUCCAAACAGGGACGGCUGUCAGCUCUGCUUGACUGGGAGCCCACCAGCUCACCCCAGCCAUCUCAUCGCUGCUUGGCCGUUCAUGCAAAGGGGGGAAGAGACACGUGGGACCAAGCAUCUGAGCAGGAUGGACUGCUUACUUAUCCCAAGGAGAAAAAUGGGGCAAAAAGGGAACCAGCAAUUUAAUCUGAAGUCCCCGUGAACAGGCUUUCAGAAGGCAAUUAAAGAAAUCCACUCAGAGAGGACCUAGGGUGGAACUGGGGUCCUGUGGCUUUCUGACUUUAAGUGGAAGCAGGUCUUACACAGCCUACUGGCAAAUGUCAGACGGGAGAAAAGCAGCAGGUUAAGUGACUAGGGAAGGACUUCCAGGUGAAACAAACAACCCAGGCACGGCUGCAAGGUGGAAGAGACCCAGAGCAGCACCAGGAGGCGAUCUCGAACAUGACUUGUUGCAUUUGGCAAGUUGCAGCAACAUGCUCCUAAAGAAGCGACACCGGCACAGACCGUGCAGACGUCCGUUUCUCCUGCUGUUCCCGAUGCUGGCCUGCGCCCUGAUGAUGGUGGCCGUGUUGUACCCUCCCCCUCCCACUCUGCACGAGGCUGUCGCAGCCCAGACCAGCAAGCACAGCUCCGAAGCCAGGUACCGCCUGGACUUUGGGGAAUCCCAGGAAUGGGUACUGGGGGCUGAGGAGGAAGAGGAGGAGUAUGGCCUCCUGGAGGACCUGCCACCCUUUAUCUCACUGCGGGAGGAUCAGCUUCUGGUGGCUGUGGCCUCACCCCGGGCCCGAAGGAAUCAAAGCCAGGGGAGGAGAGGCGGCAGCUACCGGCUCAUCCAGCAUCUGAGGAGGCAGAAUGAGGAAGCCCCAGACAGGGACCAGGGGACUGAGGAGGAGGAUGGGGAGGUGUCAGAAGAAGAGGCGCUGAGCCCGCUCAGCCUGGACUCACAAAGCCUCAACAAGGCACUCAGCGCCCGCCUCCCCCUGCAGAGGGUCCUCCCAGAGGUGCGGCACCCACUGUGUCUUCAGCAGCAGCUGGAGGACAGCCUGCCCACUGCCAGCGUCAUCCUCUGUUUCCAUGACGAGGACUGGUCCACCCUCCUGAGGACAGUACACAGCAUCCUUAACACAGCGCCCAGGGCCUUCCUGAAGGAAAUUGUCCUUGUGGAUGACCUCAGCCAGCAAGGACAACUCAAGUCUGCUCUCAGCGAAUAUGUGGCCCAGCUGGAGGGUGUGAAGUUGCUCAGGAGCACUAAGAGGCUGGGUGCCAUCGGGGCCCGGAUGCUGGGUGCCACCAGGGCCACAGGGGAUGUGCUGGUCUUCAUGGACACCCACUGCGAGUGCCACCCCGGCUGGCUGGAGCCCCUCCUCAGCAGAAUAGCUGGUGACAGGAGCCGUGUAGUAUCUCCAGUCAUAGAUAUGAUUGACUGGAAGACUUUCCAAUAUUAUCCCGCCAAGGAGCUGCAACGUGGGGUAUUGGACUGGAAGCUGGAUUUCUACUGGGAACCUUUGCCAGAGCAUGAAAGGAAGACACUCGUGUCCCCCAUCAGCCCCAUCAGGAGCCCAGUAGUGCCUGGAGAGGUAGUGGCCAUGGACAGACAUUACUUCCAAAACACUGGAGCUUAUGACCCUCUCAUGUCACUGCGGGGUGGCGAAAACCUCGAACUAUCCUUCAAGGCCUGGCUGUGUGGUGGCUCCAUUGAAAUCCUUCCCUGCUCACGGGUGGGGCAUGUCUACCAAAAUCAGGCUGCACAUUCUCCCCUUGACCAGGAGGCCACUCUGAGGAACAAGGUCCGCAUUGCUGAGACAUGGCUGGGGCCAUUCAAAGAAAUUUUCUACAGGCACAGCCCAGAGGCCUUCACCUUGAACAAGGAGGAGAAGCCAGACUGCACAGAACGCUUGCAGCUGCAAAGAAGACUAGGUUGUCGGACCUUCCACUGGUUUCUGGCCAACAUCUAUCCCAAGCUGUACCCAGCUGAACACAGACCUAGAUUCUCCGGAAAGCUCCACAACUCUGGGCUUGGCUUCUGUGCAGACUGCCAAGCAGAAGGGGACAUCCUGGGUUGUCCCAUGAUGCUAGCUCCUUGCAAUGACAGUAGGAAGCAACAGCACCUGGAGCACACCGGCAGGAAGGAGAUCCACUUCGGCAAACCCCGACACCUGUGUUUGGAUAUCAAGCAAGAGCAGGUGGUUCUCCAGAACUGCACUGAGGAAGGCCCUGCCAUUCAUCAGCAACACUGGGACUUCCAGGAGAAUGGAAUGAUUGUCCACAUUCUUUCUGGGAAAUGCAUGGAAGCUAUGGCUCAGCAGAACAAUAAAGAGUUGUUCUUGAGUCAGUGUGAUGGAAAAGCCAGCCAGCUGUGGCACUUUGACAAAGUCCACCCUGUAGAUGAACGAUGAAUCUCAACGUCAGAAGAAAAAGAGGAUUCUGAUUACCGUAGUUCUGCCCCAGGAGAGUUAAAGAGCAUUUAUACUUCUUGAAGCAGACUCCUGUGUGUGUGCUCCUGGUGUAGGAUGGAAGAAAGUUCUCUGAAUGUAGGAUGUCCCUCCUUCUCAGUUUAUUGACUGCUGGCUGCUUUUAAAAAAAUUGGUUCACUGCCUCAUUGUCUCCAUCAUCAAAGAUAAUCAUCAUAUAGCAUAGAAGAUCUUUAAUUUUUUCCACUGAGCAGUUAACAAUUGCUUUCAUCUCUGACUAGAGAGGGCCUGGACACUGUCUGUCAGCACCUCCAGGACACAUCGAUCCAAUGGAUGAAUAUCAUUGUCUGCAAGAAGCCUUAACCUGGAUUGUCUCUAUGGCCAACCGUGAAGAGAAUGCAAUAGCCUGACAGCCCAAAAAUUUUGGAUUCAUUUUAUUAGGGCAAAUUUCAUGUUCAUUAGAAGAACCAGAGCUGAAGGAAGGGAAGUUACAGAGAACAGCAGAGUAUGGUUAGAGACUAGAUGAAGGGAGCAUUGUCCCAACUCUCCAGCUCAACCUAGCCAGCUGAAGAAUCAGUAGACUUGGGACAACAGUCCCAUCUUAGUGAGAAUUUCCUCAAAACUUUCUACCUCCAUUCACCUGACCUCACCCCUCUCUAGCUUGGUUCCCUUGCCAUAGAUUUCUCUUUAGUCACUGGUUGUUAGAAGGAUCCACCAGAUUGAGCAUUCUCAUUAACAAAGGUAUUUACAGUUAAUAGAUUUUCAUGAUGCUCUGUUACAGGGUUUGCAUCGAAUCAACAAGAAAUAACAACCUUUGCAAGGGAGAUACCAGAGUCUGAGCCAUUCUUAUGAGAGAAAACUGGAUCAGAUAGGGCCAUCUGUGGAUCCAUAUGAACUGUCUAAGUGUGUCUCUAGGUUGAAUGUUCACACAUUCAAGAAAAAUAUACCUUCAUUAGAGCAGAACCAGAGUUAACUAGAGCUGAUUGGCUCUCCUUGUUGUGAUCUGGUCCACCUCAAUGGCCAUAAGAGUUGCUAAAUGGUAUUGGUUCCGCUAUUGAGAAGAUAGCAAUCAUGCCCAUAUCUCUUUCAGAUGGAAUUAGUUCUCUACACGGUAGCUCACAAAUCUCCCCUUAAAGAUGUUGAUCUCCUUUGUGCUGUCUCAGAGCACAGUAUCUUUCAAAAAAACUAGGUAGAAAGUGUGGGUUUCCAAAUAAUAACCACCAAAUAAUGUAUUCAUUUUCCAUCCACCAUGUCAAUGGCCCAUUGCAUUUCACUGUCUUUGUAAUACACUCUAAACCUGUGCUAUCUAAUAUGGUAGUCACUAACCAACUGGGGCAUUAUUUAAUGGAAACCCAAUAAAAUUAGAGAAAAUGUAAAGCAGUUUCUCAGUUAUGCUGGCCCCAUCUCAAGACCUCACUAGCUAUAUGUAUGUAAUAGUUACUGUAUGGUAGAGCACAGUAUAGAAUAUUUCAUCAUCACAAACACUGUAUUGCAACAGCAUUAGAUUAACCAUCCUAUCUAGAGAAGUGAUUUUAGCCACCAUCUUUUUGCUUCAAACCUACCUAUAUUUAAAACAAUUCUCUUAACAUCCCAAGGCUGAGAUGGAGCUAAAAAUUCUCAGAUGACAGACUUGUAAAGAGUUUUGGUGGUUGAAGAAUAAAAAUUAAAUAAGGCCUCUAUUUUUUAAUGAACUUUAUUAUUGGCAUUGUGGGUAUUUGAAGUUGCUGGGAUAAAUUAAUAUAAUUAAAUAAAAGGCUGAAUUCAAUUGUGUAA